CAGUCUCUGAAUACGAUGGAUUGACAGAUUACACUACAUAUUAAUUACCUAACUCCACUCCACUGACACCUAUCGAAUGACGAACCUUUAAGCAUCCUCCCACUCAACAUUCCAGCUACUUUCUACUAUUAAUCACACACUUCCUUCAUGUUGUUUGCAGAUUUCAACCGCUUUCUACUUCCAGAACUUUCUUCAACAGAUCUGGCCACUUGAAGAGUGAAAACUCACUUCAAUUCGCACUCAUUCGCCUGUUCUGAGGCCAGAGAACAUGUCAUCUAAUGGCCAUUACUUUAGAAGAAAGCCCCGCCAGCCAGUUGCUGCAAACUUGCAUAUUGACUCACUGCUUGAUGAAAAUCUAGAGCAGUUUCCACAUCUAAAUGAACUUGUUCAGUGCUACCAAAGUGAUUGGAUAAAGGAUGAAAACAAGUAUGGGCACUAUGAAAGUGUUGGCAGUAUAUCCUUCCAGAACCAAAUAUUUGAAGGGCCUGAUACUGAUAUUGAAACAGAAAUGCAUCUUGCUAAUGCUAGGCAAGAUAAGAUUGAAGACAACUCUGAUGAUGAUGAUGUACCUAGUACCUCUGGUCGACAACUUACAGAGCAUUAUGGUGAAUCCCCCCUGCCUGCUUAUGAACCUGUAUUUGACUGGGAAAAUGAGAGGUCAAUGAUCUUUGGACAAAGAAUUCCAGAGUCUAAUAUGCCACAGUCUCCAAGUGGAUUGAAGAUUUCUGUAAAAGUUCUUUCCCUGUCGUUUCAAGCUGGAUUAGUUGAGCCGUUUUAUGGUACCAUAUCAUUGUAUAAUAAAGAUAAAAGAGAAAAGCUGUCGGAGGAUUUCAUUUUUCGUGUUCUUCCAUCUGAAAUGCAGGAUGCUGGCGGUUCAUCAGAAUCUCGUGGACUUUUUAAUCUAGACGCUCCAUCUUCAUCUGUUUGCUUGCUUAUACAAUUAGAAAAGUGUGCUACUGAAGAAGGCGGAGUAACUCCAUCUGUUUAUUCACGCAAAGAACCAGUUCAUCUGACUGAGAGAGAAAAGCAAAAACUACAAGUUUGGUCUAGGAUGAUGCCUUACAGAGAGUCGUUUUCUUGGGCAGUUAUUCCAUUAUUUGAUACCAACACUGGUUCGGUUUCCGGUGGUUCUGCUUCCCCUAGCAGCCCACUUGCUCAUAGUUUAUCAGGAGCUAGUUUGCAGGAGGGUGUUUCUGAGCCAAUUACAAAGGUCUCGUUAGAUGGACACAUGGGUUUCUCGAAUGGAAAUUCUGUCGUGGUUGAAGUGUCAAACCUAAAUAAAGUCAAAGAGAGCUAUACUGAAGAUUCACUUCAGGAUCCCAAACGGAAGGUUCAUAAGCCUGUGAAAGGUGUGUUGCGGUUGGAAAUAGAAAAGCUUCAAGCUGCUAACACCGAAUACGACAAUGCUUCAGAUGGCAGUAUAACCAAUGAAAAUGACCAUGGAGAUCGACUAACUGAUUCCUCUGUCGGUGAGUGGAGAAACAUUCAUUCGAAUAGACAUAAAGAACAACCUCUAAAUGGAUCAGUUGCAGAUGUGACUACUAAUGAUGUUCAAGCUUUUGACUUCCGCACAAUGAUAAGAAACGAGCCUUUUUUACAGCUUUUUCACUGUCUUUAUGUCUACCCACUGACUGUCAGUUUGAGCCGAAAAAGGAAUUUAUUUAUUAGAACUGAACUCAGAGAGGAUGAUGCUGAUAUCAGAAAACAGCCACUAGAGGCAAUGUAUUCAAGGGAGCCAGGUGCAUCUCUACAAAAAUGGGCCCACACACAAGUGGCUCCUGGAAGUAGGGUGGCUUGUUACCAUGAUGAAAUGAAAGUUUCACUUCCUUCUAUGUGGACCCCACAGCAUCACCUUUUGUUCACUUUUUUCCAUAUAGACCUUCAAACAAAGUUGGAAGCUCCAAAACCAGUAGUUAUUGGAUAUGCAGCUCUUCCAUUAUCAACACAUGCGCAGUUAAGAUCCGACAUUAACCUACCAAUCAUGAAAGAGCUGGUUCCACACUAUCUUCAAGACAGUAGCAAGGAGAGGCUAGAUUACUUGGAAGAUGGGAAAAGUGUUUUUCGCUUACGGUUACGACUUUGUUCGUCUUUAUACCCUAUUAGUGAGCGUAUUAGAGAUUUCUUUCUUGAAUAUGAUAGACACACUCUUCGUACAAGCCCACCUUGGGGUUCUGAACUCCUUGAGGCAAUAAACAGUUUGAAAAAUGUUGAUUCAACUGCGCUGCUGCAGUUUCUUCACCCAAUAUUGAAUAUGCUUCUCCAUCUUAUCGGCAACGGUGGAGAAACUCUUCAGGUUGCUGCUUUCAGAGCUAUGGUUAAUAUUUUGACACGAGUACAGCAGGAGUCGGUUGAUGAAGCUGAAAGAAAUAUAUUUUUGGUAAAUUACGUGGAUUAUGCUUUUGAUGAUUUUGGCGGUCGACAAGCUCCAGUAUAUCCCGGUUUGUCAACUGUGUGGGGAAGUCUGGCUCGUAGCAAGGCCAAAGGCUACCGGGUUGGACCAGUAUACGAUGAUGUAUUGUCGAUGGCUUGGUUUUUCCUUGAAUUAAUAGUAAAGUCAAUGGCACUAGAACAGACCCGACUGAUGUAUCACAAUCUGCCUCUAGGUGAAGAUAUCCCACCAAUGCAGUUAAAAGAGGGUGUAUUUAGGUGCAUCAUGCAAUUAUAUGACUGCCUUUUGACAGAAGUGCAUGAACGUUGUAAAAGGGGGUUAAUUUUAGCAAAACGCUUAAACAGUAGUUUGGCUUUCUUUUGUUAUGAUCUUUUGUCAACCAUUGAACCCCGCCAAGUUUUUGAAUUGGUAUCCUUGUACCUGGAUAAGUUCUCUGGUGUUUGUCAAUCAGUGUUGCAUGAUUGCAAGCUUACCUUUUUACAAAUAAUCUGUGAUCAUGAUUUGUUUGUUGAAAUGCCUGGCCGGGAUCCUUCUGAUAGGAACUACCUUUCAUCUGUGUUAAUUCAAGAGCUGUUUCUAACUUGGGAUCAUGAUGAUUUAUCUCAGCGAGCAAAAGCAGCUAGGAUUUUGGUAGUCCUCUUAUGCAAGCAUGAUUUCGAUUCUCGUUACCAGAAGCCAGAGGAUAAGUUGUAUAUUGCCCAAUUAUAUUUUCCACUUGUGGGGCAGAUACUUGAUGAAAUGCCCGUUUUUUAUAACCUGACUGCUGUUGAAAAACGUGAAGUGCUGAUUGUAGUUUUGCAAAUAUUACGAAAUCUGGAUGAUGCAUCACUUGUGAAGGCUUGGCAGUUGAAUAUUGCUAGAACAAGACUAUUUUUUAAACUACUUGAGGAUUGCCUAGUUCUUUUUGAGCACAAGAAAAGCGUUGAUAGCAUGCUUAUAGGCGGCAGUUCUAGGAGCCCAGUUGCUGACGCACCUAUGUCUCCGAAGUAUUCUGAUAGGCUUUCUCCUGCCAUUAAUCAGUAUCUAUCUGAGGCAUCUCGUCAGGAAGUUCGGCCACAGGGUGCAUCUGAGAACGGGUAUUUAUGGCAGCGGGUGAACUCGCAGCUAAGCUCUCCUAGCCAACCGUUUUCCUUGAGAGAAGCUCUUGCGCAAGCACAAUCUUCUAGAAUCGGAGCUUCAAGCCAAGCACUCAGGGAAACUUUGCAUCCCGUUUUAAGGCAAAAACUUGAACUUUGGGAAGAAAACCUCAGUGCUGCUAUCAGUCUUCAAAUCCUGGAAAUAACUGAGAAAUUUUCUAAAGCUGCUGCAUCACAUAGUAUUGUGACCGAUUAUGGAAAAUUGGAUUGCAUAACAUCCAUAUUUACCAGUAUAUUCUCACGCAGUCAAUCAUUGGCAUUCUGGAAAUCACUAUUUCCAGUGUUCAACAGUGUUUUUCAGCUUCACGGGUCAACAUUAAUGGCAAGGGAAAAUGAUCGUUUCUUAAAGCAAAUUGCUUUCCAUCUUCUUAGACUUGCUGUUUUUCGUAAUGAAAAUAUCAGGAAAAGAGCUGUGAUAGGUUUGCAGAUCCUCGUUAGGAGCUCAUUCUCUCACUUUACACAAACAGCAAGAUUAAGGGCCAUGCUUACAAUUACACUAUCAGAACUGAUGUCAGAUGUUCAAGUAACUCAAAUGAAGUCAGAUGGAACACUUGAAGAAAGCGGUGAAGCACGUCGUCUCAGAAAAUCACUAGAAGAAAUGGCAGAUGAAAGCAAAAGUCAGAACUUGUUAAAGGAAUGUGGGCUUCCGGAAACUUCACUUGUUGACAUUCCAGAAGGGUCAACAGAAAGUCGUUGGUCAUGGCCAGAUGUCAAAUUUUUAUCAAAUAGUCUCCUUCUGGCUCUUGAUGCCAGCCUGGAACAUGCUCUUUUGGGAUCACUUAUGAACACAGACAGAUAUGCUGCUGCAGAAAGUUUUUACAAACUUGCAAUGGCAUUUGCUCCGGUGCCUGAUCUUCAUAUAAUGUGGUUACUGCAUUUGUGCGAUGCACAUCAAGAGAUGCAAUCAUGGGCUGAAGCUGCACAGUGUGCUGUUGCUGUUGCUGGUGUCGUUAUGCAGGCUCUUGUGAGCAGAAACGAUGGAGUCUGGAGCAAUAAUCAUGUGACUGCACUGCGCAAAAUAUGUCCUAUGGUCAGCACUGAGAUCACAUCCGAGACCUCAGCAGCAGAAGUUGAAGGAUACGGUGCUUCGAAAUUGACAGUUGAUUCAGCUGUAAAGUAUUUAAAGCUGGCAAAUAAGCUGUUCUCUCAAGCCGAAUUAUAUCAUUUCUGUGGGUCCAUUUUAGAACUUGUGAUUCCAGUUUAUAAAAGCAGAAGAUCUUACGGACAACUAGCUAAAUGCCACAGUAUGCUAACUAACAUCUAUGAAUCAAUCUUAGAACAAGAAUCAAGUCCAAUUCCAUUUAUAGAUGCCACGUAUUAUCGCGUGGGAUUUUAUGGUGAAAAAUUCGGAAAACUUAAUAAAAAAGAAUAUGUAUACCGAGAGCCUCGUGAUGUAAGAUUAGGUGACAUAAUGGAAAAACUUAGUCAUAUAUAUGAACUAAGAAUGGACGGUGAUCACACGUUACAUAUAAUUCCUGACUCCCGACAAGUAAAAGCUGAUGAAUUACAGCCCGGUGUUUGCUAUCUGCAAAUCACAGCCGUUGAUCCAGUAUUGGAAGAUGAGGAUCUUGGAAGUAGAAGGGAGAGGAUUUUUUCUCUUUCUACUGGUUCAGUUCGGGCUCGUGUUUUUGAUCGGUUCUUGUUUGAUACUCCUUUUACUAAAAAUGGCAAGACUCAAGGUGGGUUGGAAGACCAAUGGAAAAGACGAACUGUGGUUCAAACUGAGGGCUCGUUUCCUGCUUUAGUGAACCGGCUUUUGGUUACUAAAUCUGAAUCACUUGAGUUUUCACCUGUGGAGAAUGCUAUUGGUAUGAUUGAAACUCGAACUGCUGCACUAAGAAACGAGCUUGAAGAGCCACGUAGCUCUGACGGUGAUCAGCUUCCGCGGCUACAGAGUUUACAGAGGAUACUUCAGGGGUCCGUUGCAGUUCAAGUGAACAGUGGAGUACUUAGUGUGUGCACAGCUUUCUUAUCAGGGGAGCCUGCAACACGACUUAGGUCACAGGAAUUACAGCAACUGAUUGCUGCGCUUCUUGAAUUCAUGGCUGUUUGCAAGCGUGCAAUACGAGUACAUUUUAGACUUAUUGGGGACGAAGAUCAAGAUUUUCACACACAACUGGUCAACGGUUUUCAGUCACUCACUGCUGAGUUGUCACAUUACAUCCCUGCAAUUCUUUCAGAGCUUUGAUUGUAUUGUAUGCGUGACCCCACACCCCACAGCUGUUUCGUGGUUUACCUGUCUACAUUUUUAGUCAUAUGUUCAUCUAUCAUGGUUGAUAAAGAGAUAAGAUUUGGUUUCUUAGGCUUUUUGGAUUUUGUUGGAUAGAAUGUGUAAUUGUAUAUUUUUUUUUCUUACAAACUUGGCUUGCCUCAUCUGUGCUUAGUUUCAUGGGGAAUCUUGAAUCAUUCAUUGGUUUUAUUUCUAGUUUAUUAUGUUUGUAUGAAAAGUCAUAAAAGUGUUGUCUGAUGACAUUAGCAGUGAGCUGAAUACAAUAACAACAUUAUUGUUCUAA
Helianthus annuus (common sunflower) is the source of this 6038-nucleotide messenger RNA. Its product is annotated as guanine nucleotide exchange factor SPIKE 1. The coding region runs from base 269 to 5713 and encodes 1814 amino acids. Gene Ontology annotation, molecular function: guanyl-nucleotide exchange factor activity. Gene Ontology annotation, biological process: small GTPase-mediated signal transduction; positive regulation of GTPase activity. The transcript has 30 exons. NCBI's taxonomy places the organism in Eukaryota, Viridiplantae, Streptophyta, Magnoliopsida, Asterales, Asteraceae. The record is from RefSeq and is a predicted model, not a curated record.